Messenger RNA from Cheilinus undulatus (humphead wrasse), 2305 nucleotides. RefSeq names its product hexokinase-2-like. The record is from RefSeq and is a predicted model, not a curated record. Gene Ontology annotation, molecular function: mannokinase activity; ATP binding; fructokinase activity. Gene Ontology annotation, cellular component: mitochondrion; cytosol. Bases 213 to 1715 code for a protein of 500 amino acids. The transcript is spliced from 11 exons. NCBI's taxonomy places the organism in Eukaryota, Metazoa, Chordata, Actinopteri, Labriformes, Labridae. Gene Ontology annotation, biological process: intracellular glucose homeostasis; glycolytic process; glucose 6-phosphate metabolic process.
AAAAUCAGCUGUUUGGGACCGCGCGAAAAACAUGACAUCCUCCACCUGCGCGCGCUCAGACCUCAAACAGACGCAGCGUCUCGCCGUGUUGCGACAUUUCUGCUUCGCACUGAGUGGGUGUCAACGCUCCCAGAGUUCUCUCACACCUUCUUCUGCUCUUCUUCACUGAGGAAGUUCACUUCUGUCAGAGAGCGACGCAGCAGGACGCAAAGAUGAGCAGCAGAGAAGCUAACGGUGGUGUCACAUCCAAAAAGGCCAAAGUGAGUGGCGAAACAGCGCACCUCCACCUGGAUGGCAUCCCCCCGCACACGCUCAGUAAGGUUCAGGUGUACCUGGAUCCGUUCUGUCUGUCUGAGGAGAAGCUGCAUCAGGUUUCUGCUCAGCUGAAGAGAGACAUGAUCAAAGGUUUGGGGAAACACACACACCACAAAGCACCCGUGAAGAUGCUGCCGACCUUCGUCAGAGCCACACCAGACGGCACAGAGAACGGUGACUACCUGGCCUUGGAUCUGGGUGGAACAAACUUCCGGGUGCUUCAUGUGCGGGUGGAGGAGGAGGAGCAGAGAGUGUUGAAGAUGGACAGUCAGAUCUGUGCCAUCCCCAAAGAAAUGAUGCUGGGGACGGGAGAGCAGCUGUUCGACCACAUCGCCGCGUGUCUCAGUGAGUUCCUGGACUCUCAGAAGUUAAAAGGAAAAACUCUUCCUCUGGGAUUCACCUUCUCCUUUCCUUGUGAACAAAAAGAAAUCGACAAGAGCAUCCUGAUCCGCUGGACUAAAGGCUUCAACUGCUCUGGUGUGGAGGGUGAAGACGUGGUGAAGCUGCUGAAGGAGGCGAUCCACAGGAGAGGGGACUUUGAUAUCGGCUCCGUUGCCAUGGUGAAUGACACGGUGGGCACCAUGAUGAGCUGUGGCUACAGAGACCAGAGCUGUGAGAUCGGCAUGAUCAUUGGUACGGGGACUAACGCGUGCUACAUGGAGGAGAUAAAGAACAUAAAGCGGGUGCAGGGCGAGGACGGCCGGAUGUGCAUCAACACCGAGUGGGGCGGCUUUGGAGACGACGGCUCCCUCAGAGAAAUCCAGACCGAGUUUGACGUGGAGGUGGACAAGACGUCCAUCAACCCUGGAGUCCACACGUUUGAGAAGAUGAUCAGUGGAAUGUACCUCGGAGAGAUCGUCCGGCUGCUGCUGCUGAAGCUGACAGAGGACAACCUUCUGUUCCAAGGACGGAAGUCAGACGCACUGAAGACGCCGGAAAGAUUCGAGACCAGGUUCAUCUCAGAGAUUGAAGAGCCGGACACCGGUUUGGAGAACGCCCAGAGGAUUCUCACCGAGUUGGGUCUGGACUGGGAUGAAGUCGACUCCCGUGUGGUGCGUUUGGUCUGUGACACCGUCUCCUCUCGCUCCGCCCGUCUUUGCGCCGCUGCCCUCGCCACCAUCGUCACCCGCAUACGAGAGAACCGCGGGCUGGACCAUCUGAAGACCACCGUGGGGGUGGACGGGACAGUGUACAAGAAACACCCAAACUUCAGUGAUGAGCUCCAGGAGACCGUGCACCUCCUCGCCCCCCAGUGUGACAUCACCUUCCUCGUCUCUGAGGACGGCAGCGGGAAGGGCGCUGCCAUGGUAACGGCUGUGGCGCAGCGGCUGGCUCAACAGUCCCGGCUGUUGGAGGACAGUGACGGCGAGGGCGACGACGAAGAAGAGGAGGAUUUAUAAAAGCAGAGAAGAUGCAGACGAUAAAACAGCACUGGAGUCUGAGAAGUGCCUGAUUUUAACAGCUGAAAUUUUUGAAUAUAAUCUAAUCAUUUUAUAAAUGUGACACACGUGUCUCCGGUCUUUUCAGGGGCUGGUACGGCACGUUUCUCACUUUUCACUUAUUCUUUAUUAUUUAUAUUCUUUCUGCAGAGAUGCUGUCAUUCUGAGGAGAAAUGUAAGAGGAGCAGCCUCAAUAAACAAUAUCCACCAUGAGCAGGUUUAAAGCAGUUUCUAUAUAAAUGGAGGAAUGCCAGGGUUUUUAUGCUAACGGCUACAUCAGUCACAGCUGUAGGUUGUUAAAGUUUAAUCAUCAGAGAUCAACGAUUUAUACAGCUACAGUAAUCAGCUACAGUUUAAGGCUGCAGCGUCCACAGAGGGAGGAUCAGACCUGGUCUACCACUAAGAUUGUUCCAAUGGCCCAAGAAGCCCCCUUUGUUUACCAUCCAUCCAUCCAUCCAUGCAUGCAUGCAUCCAUCCACCCAUCCAUCCAUCCAUCCAUCCAUCCAUGCAUCCAUCCAUCCAUCCAUGCAUCCAUCCAUCCAUCCACCCAU